AUGUCCACUUACGACUCCGCUCCUCCGCCAUACACUGACGAACACCCAAUGCUGGAAAAGCCAGCUCCAGAAUCUCAGGUCGUGGCCGAGAAACCCGUUAUCAUGGACGAGAAACCUCCAAUCGAGUCCAUCACGGAGCAGCUGGAAGAGCUCGAGGUUACUGGUAAACCCCUUCUCGAAGAGGAACCAGUAGACGACUCGAACGUGCUCCGAUCAGGAUUCACCGCUCUCAAUGGAUUCGGAGACGGCGAGGAUAGCCUCAACGACGAGCCAGAGGAAGAUGAAACCAGACUGCGGCCUCUAGACGAAGCAGAACUGCUUCUUCCAGCAAAGCCCGCCUUUAAGUCUGUGGGAAGCCGCGACUUCCGUCUCGUAGGAGCGAAGCCGCACGAACCUUCGCGCUUUGUUACUGUCGGAAGCUCGCAAUACACGACUAUCAAGGCUUCCAUCUCCUCCAUGGAAGAGAUCAACUGGAUUAAGAAACUCAAGGACGAGAAGGACGAAGAGGAGGCUCGGCUCGCCGCCAGCUUGCAGUCGCAGACUGUCGAGGAAGAGGCUGAACCUACUUCUGCUGAUGAGGCAGAGGAGGUGGAAUAUCCUGUCGAUGGGCACCCUGCGUCCUCUGCUGAGAAACCUGCGACCGCCGAAGGCCCCGCGGCCAGGGAACCCCUGCAUUCCAGUGACCACCCCGAGGACGAGGAAGGUGAUGACGACUUUAAGUCGGCCAUUGACUCUGCGGAGACACCAUACGUGGCUCAAGAAGUUUCCGAUCAGUCCAUCGCCACCGACGAACGGUCUCGAUCCCUCUUUAUGACUAUCCUCUGA
Messenger RNA from Serendipita indica DSM 11827, 825 nucleotides. NCBI's taxonomy places the organism in Eukaryota, Fungi, Basidiomycota, Agaricomycetes, Sebacinales, Serendipitaceae. The record is from the annotation of a GenBank genome assembly.